Molecule: messenger RNA, 3075 nt
Organism: Paramecium tetraurelia
Lineage: Eukaryota; Ciliophora; Oligohymenophorea; Peniculida; Parameciidae
Exons: 9
Source: RefSeq, a predicted model, not a curated record
AUGUAAUUGGAAAUUGCUAUAUAAGUGAUUUGCUCAUAUCCAUUUUCAGACGUCACCAUUGAGAUGCUCUUAGAUGAGUGUUUUGAAUAGCACAAAAGCGACCCCAAAUUCAUUAUGGCAUUCCAUAAGGCAUUACAAGAAGUGGCUAUUCUUUAAGAAUUCAGACAAUUUUUAGGCACAAGAUCCUUAUUCAAUAAAUAAAACCGUCAGCUAUCACAUAACAAUAAUAUUACCUCAAUACUUAGAGAGUAACUGAAACAAGGGUCAAUCCCUUUUAGCAGAGAAGUCAUAGAAAGAUUAAUAAUUGCAAAACGAUUUUCAGUAAAAUUUAUUAUCCCAAUAUUUACUCUAUCCAAAGAGUACAAAUUUGAUCUGGAAUAAAUGGCAUCUAUAUUUAAACUUUUCCUAAUGCAUACCAAAAAUGAAGAAUUCUAACUCCAAAUUAUUGAUAUCUACGAAGAAUUAAAAUUGUCAGUACUUAAAGAUCUCGAAUGGAUUGAGGAACACAAUUAAGAAUUAGAAGAUUAUUUCAUAUAAAAUAAAAUUAAAGUCCCUUAAAAAUUAAUCUAAAGUAAAUUGAUGCAUAUAAAAAAUAAAAACAAAAAAUUGCUGCACCAACAUUUCAUUAAGAAAUGCAACAUGAAGAGUGAAACAGAAAGUGAUUCUUUAUCUGUUAGUCCAGAACAACCAAAAAUAAUAGAUUACAAAACUAAGAUUUAAUAAUGGCUUUGUACAAAAGAAACCCCUGUUAUUGAUUUGGAUAAUUAUGUCUAUUUUACUAACUCCGAAAAUCUAAACUCUCUUCUUUCUUUUAUUUUGAAUCCAUGUAAAAUUGAUUUAAUUGCGGAUUGGGAAUUGACAUUCACAGAUCUAGAGGCCACAUUCAAAAAGAAACACUUUAAAAAUCUUCCCAUUAAAUUAGAUAAAUUGCAAAUCAUUAGAUCAUAUAAAACUGUCUUAUUAUUUCAAAACUAAAACAAUAUUCGUCAAAUUGAUAAACUAUUAACCACCUUUGUUGAAAUUUCAUUUAGAAGAAUAUAUGAUUCCUUAAUUAAUGAUGAAAUUAACUUAAACAUUAAUCACUUAAUUAAUUUCCUUGAAUAAUUGAUACUUUUAAAUCCAUAAAAGAGUGCCUAUUAGAUCUUAGAAUACAAUCUAUUAUUUACCUUCUCACUUUAUAUUUAUAACCAUUAAAUGACUACCUUCAUAGGAGACAUGUUGAGCUUAUGGAUAGAUAAAUUUAAAUUUGGUUUUUAUUUAUAAGAACAAAUAUGGAAAUAUUUAGAUUAUACAAAUUGGUUUAACUUCCUCUUUCAAAUUUUAUUGAAACAACCUUAAAGAAAUGAGUAAUGCUAUUAGGAAUACAAAACAUUAAAAAUUGAUGGCAUAUUGGCUUUUGUUAAAUUGUUAAAAUAGCCUGAAAAAACCUAAUAGACAUAGAAUGACUUCUAGAAUUCUGUCACCAGUCGAUAAGAACCGCUCACUCCGAUCGAAUUUUCAGAAGAAUAGCAAAUCUUAAAUUCCUCAUAGUGGAUGUUGGACAAUAACUCUACAGCAAAUUAAAUAAUGGAAGAUAUGAGUUAGAAAGAUAUAGACAAUCUCAAGUACUUUAGCAUUGAGAAGAACAAAUCAAUUAUGACAGAAUUAUAGGAGUCUUCACCUUUAAGAAUUAGAAUUUUAUAAUCCUCUUAUAAUAAGGGAUUUUAUGGCUAAUCAUCAGACAUAACUAACAAAGCUAUCCUCUCUCCAAAGGGGAAGAUGAAUCAUAGUUCAGUUAGUCUGCCUUCAAUAGACAAUAAAGCACACAAGAGUGAAAGUGUUGAUUCCUAGAAUUGCCAAAAUUAUGCAUCAAGAUAAAGGAAUAAAACUUAUAUCAUAUCACAAGAUGGGUUUUCUACUACAAAGCUUAUUUCAAUUUAUCCAAGAAGAAAUAUCGAUUUAUAGUUCACUCACUUUGAAACUGCUUAAUCAUUCUUUAUUUACAAUAAGCAUACUUUAAAAAGUUGUACUAGAGUAUUUAAAAUUUUGAAUGACUCUAUAUUCAACUCUCUUUAUUAUUAGGAUAAUUUGGUAAAGGAUUCUUUUUAGAAAUAACAAUUCUUAAAUCUAGCUUAGAGAAAUUUCAUUAAUGAACGAACUAUCCUAACGUUAUUUCAAAUUUAUUUAUAUGGAAUUUUCGAUGAGGAAAGUAAAGUGCUUUAGAAAUCGUCAAUUGAAUGUGGUCUUAUAAUAAAUGAGAUUUAUAAGAACUCCUUAUCAUUGCAAGAAAAAUCAUUAAAUAAUUUACUCAAAAACUGUUUUAGUUAAGUUGCUGAUUUUGUGAGUAAGAAAUUAAUAGAAUUAAACAAUUUUACAUAGCUAACUGACUUUAAAUUCAAAUAAUUUUUAUUAUUUAGCACUUUAGUAAAUGGCUUGCAAUAUUUUGAUCUUUAUGAUCCUAAUAGGGAUGAGAAGAACAUUUAUAAGUACUUAAAUGAAACUGUGAUGCAUAUACUAAUAAUAUGGUUUUUUAAUAGUCAUUAAAAUAACAUUUUCUAAUCGAACUUUGUUAAAUUAAUCGCCAUCCUUUUUUCUCGGGCACCUCAAUAUUAAUUGUAGAAUCUAUUGUUCCAUGUUGGUUUAUUGACAUCACUUUUUAAUGGAAAUGGAUGCAAAAAUAUAGACUAUGUUGAAAGUUUAUACAUGAACAUUAUGUAUUUAAUAUACAUAAUAAAUGCUAAUGUUUACUCAAGAUAACUAGCAUAAUUAAUUUCAAAUUUAGAAUCAUCAGCAUCAUGGAAAGGCAUUUAAUAAACUAUUUGUGAGGUGUAAAACAAUUACUUGAAUCAAUUAAAUUAAUUAAUGAAAUUGGACAGAUCCUAUUCAGUUAAAAAAAUAAAAUCUAGUUAGAAGAUCCUUCUGUAGCCAAACUCUAAAGAUUCAAUUAGGCCUAAAAAUGACUCUAAGAAUGAUAAUUCUUAAUUAAAUGAACUUUUAAAAUAAAAAUCAAUAACUAAGGAAUCAUCACCUGUUAAACAGUAAAUGUAGAUCAAGAAAUUAAUUAGAUAUAGAACUAAAAAUAGCAUAAAAGCAUGA